AUGGCGACGGACGAGAUGGCCAAGGGAGAGAAGCCAACGGUGGAGGAAAGCCAGUUGCAAAGCGCCAUCCGAUGUGUUUCCCUCGCCAGCGGCAUCAUCUUGGGCCUUGGAGUCUACGGAGUCCUUCAGGAGCGGAUAAUGUCGGAACCCUACGGAGAGGAGCAGUUUACGACCUCGGUUUUCUUGGUCUUCUGCAACCGAGUGGCGGCCAUCGUGUUCGCACUGGCGAUGGUGGCUGUGAAGGGAGAGAGCUACAAAGCCUCUGUGCCGUUGUGGAAAUACUUCGCCAUCUCGUUGUCCAAUGUGGCUGCGACCUGGUGCCAAUACGAGGCCUUGAAAUAUGUGGCAUUCCCAGUGCAGAUGUUGGGAAAGAGCUUCAAGAUGAUGCCCGUCAUGAUCUGGGGCAUUCUGAUCUCCGGUCAGAAGUACAAAGCCAUGGACUGGCUCAUCGCGGCAGGAGUCACAGGAGGUGUCACUGCAUUUCUGCUGACAGGUGAGACCAAGUCGAAGCAUUCCUCCAAAGAUAGCAGCGUCUAUGGUUUGCUACUCCUGUGCUGCUUCCUUGCAUGCGACGGUUUCACAUCGACUUUUCAGGAAAAAUUGUUCAAGGAGCACAAGACAUCCAAAUACAACCAGAUGCUCUACGUGAACAGCAGCAGUUCGGUGGUGUCCUUUGUGACGCUGAUCGCCAGCAGUGGCCUUUUCCAGGAUGCGGAUGGCGACAAACUCUGCAAAGCACCAAUUCCAGACACUGGUCAAAGACUUGAGGACAUGCUGAUCCGUCUGAGACGGACACCAGGCGCCUCCAUGACGGAGUGGGCGACUCAAGUGCAGGAGACCUACCGUCGUUUGCAAAGGGCGAUGGCUCGACAGCGAAGGGACAGUGAACUUCGCAAAGCUCAACUUGGAAACCCUGGACACACGGCACCAGUGCCGGAACAGACUCAAGAAGCUCAGAGACGUAGGUCAGAUGUGACUUCACCGGCUCAAGAGCGGCAAUCCCACACUCCUACUGGUUCGCAAAGGUUUGGGAAUGAUGGCGAUGACUUCAAUCCCAAUCCUGUGCCUGAAGGCGAUCCAGGUCACGAAGAUGCACCAGAGCCCAAUCCAGAUGGUUAUCAACAAGUUCCCACGUCUGAGACCGGAUCUAACCCGGGCCAUUAUGAGUGGUGGACACGUGCGCAAUGGGAUGAUUGGUAUGCCCAGCGACGUCGUUGGCGUGACAAACCUUCAGACGCCUCAACCAAUGUUUCCUGGGAUGACACUGAUGAUGUCAAAGUUCAAUGGGAACAGUUUGACUAUGGUGAAAUGCAGAUUCUUCCCGAAGAGAUUCUAGGAUGGAUUCUACUGCGACGCAGUGGCCUGCCUGCGAGUGCCAGGCUUUCCAUCUUGUCUGCCAUCAACAACUGUUUGGACUUCUCAGUGAUGGAACGGGCCAUGAGGGAUCAAGAAGAAGAGCUGCUGGUGACUGAGGCCCAGAGAAGCCAUGGAGCAGUUCAGCGGCCUCGGCGUUCCUUUUGGAUUGAGUCUGAAGGUCAAUGGGGUUUGUUAGCGGAGACAGAACUGGAUGAGAUCAAUGAAAACUCCAUUCACUGGGUUGGUGAUCACUUGCCAGCAGAAGUCUAUACUGCAACAGCCCCCGAGCUGACAGAUGAUGAACAAGUCUGGGUGACCCAGCUCCCCAAUGGUCAAGAACUUGAGUGGCAAUGGCAUGAUGAUGAUUUCUAUGCCAUGGAUGUGAACGGAUGUUUUUGGAGCUGGUCAGAGACGAAGACUUGGCUCGACUUUGAGGAGUGCAUGGCGUCAGCUCCAGCAGAUGCCAAGCAGUUUGAAGAGGUCUAUGCGAACUUCCAAGAUCGCAUCCGCACCUGCAAGGGAGGCCACACUAGCUCUGCUCCUACGGGCACUGGUCCUCAACGUCCUGGCAAUCCAGGAUACAAGGGCUGCUUUGUUUGUGGUUCUCGUGAACAUGACUUUCGGACCUGCCCGAAGCGACAGCAGCCCACCGCACCUUCUAGCUCUUCCAGCAGACCUGUGCACUACUCCCACUCCGUGCUCAAUGCUACCAUCUUCAUGGUAUCUGGCGAGACAGAGAAUGUCAUGGGCAUUCCUGAUGAGACCAUUCCUGUUUCUGCUGAAGCGCUUGCGGUUUUGGCUCAGGAGUACCCUGGCCAUGCAGUGAUUGACUCAGGCGCAACUGAACCAAUAGCCUCUUUGGAAGCCUUGGAUGAAAUCAUGCAGUUGCGUAGCGAACGUUUUGGCAGUGAAGAUGUCGUAGUGCACGAGCAGAAGAAGGCACCCAGUGAACUGGGAGUACACGCCAUGGAUGCUCCGGGUGUUCCACUUUUGAUUUCAGUGAAGACCUUGACACGUUUGCAUGCAGUGGUAGAUUUUUCGACAGCGGAGAUUUGCUUCAAGUCCAUUUCCGACAAGGUUUGGAUUCCCCUGAAGCGUGCCAAGAAUGGCCAUCUUUUGCUGAAUCUCACGCAGGCCACUGCACCUUCAGCAGUGGCAAAGGAGAAGCCGAAGGCAAAGCCGAAGACAUCAGCUUCUCGAAAGAACCGGGAGCCCUCCAGCGAACGCUACGACUGGAGCAGGGCGGAAUAUGCCGACCCCCGGGACAGCCGCUGUCAAGGCUUCCCCUGCUGGGGACAGCACCAACCCGAGAAGGAGGGACGAGGAUCUCUCAGCGGCAGGAACGGACAUGCCAAAUGGGAAGUCUGCUCAGUGUGCCGAUUACGCACCCUGUAUGUUCCAACUCAUGGCAGCAAAGGGACAUACAGGAGCGCAGGACCUUUACCUGCGGAUGCUGCACGAGCCAUGGAGAAGGUCAAGGACACCAUCCUCACAGUCCCCGAGGAUCGGGAGACUUUGACCACCAAGGCUGUGGGGAUCAGCGGUGCGAAGGAAUCCCUUUUGAAGAAGCUUGCCAAGUUGGAGAACGAGGAGAAAGCUCUUCAGACCAAAGGAUCCUCACAGGCAACGGCCUCUGCUACACCGCCUCCAAAGACUGUCACCGAGGUUUCCAAGAAAGCGGCGAAGCGAGAUCAGGAGACCACACCGGAGAAGUUGGAGGAGGCUCAUGCUAUGCUUCUGCAAAGUGGCAUGGACUAUAUCGAGGACGCCAACGCCGCCCUUGAUGAGCUCUAUGGCCAGCGUGUGGAACUGAUGGAAAUUUGCUGCCCCACUGACUCCAGACUCACAGAAACCUUUUUGAAAAAGGGCAGAUCCGCUAUACGAAUUGGCCUGCCUGCCUUUGACCUCAAGACCAAAGCAGGCCUCACCGAACUGAAGGGCAUGUUGCGCAAACAUCGGCCGGCGCUGGCGUGGUUCUCUUUGCCAUGUGGGCCCUACAGUCCUUUGCAGACUCUGUUCAACGAGUCCAAUCCUGAGGCGAAAGCCAAAAGUGAAGAGCGGAAAAGACAGUCGCGGAAGUUGAUCCGCAAUGGCAUUGAAGCGGCACGUGAACAGCUUCUACUUGGCGGACAUGUUGGCUGGGAGUGGCCAUCUAACAAUGGUGGAUGGAACCUGCGAGAAAUGAGAGCUUUUCUGAAAGAAUUGGAAGAGCUACAAUGCUAUCACCGAGUGCAUGUGGAUGGAUGUGCCUUUGGACUCCUCAGCGCCAAGGGCAACCCUCUACGAAAGCCAUGGAAAAUUGUUUUGACAAGUGAGACUUUAGCUGCUGCUCUUGGAAGACGGUGUCCAGGUCACUCCUUCCAUGAUGAGUGCAUCGGUGGUGAGGAAGCGAGAAAAUCUGGUUUUUAUCCACAAGCCAUGUGCGAUGCAAUUCAACGUGCAGUUCAUGAGAUGAUCAAUGAGACCCAGCAUGGUGUUUUUGCUGAAGCCUUUCCAGUUUUUGACACAAAGGGGACAGAGUAUGAGCCAAGGAAGGCAGAGUAUGAACCCCUUACAGAGAAUGAGAGAAAGGCGUCACAAAAACUUUUAGACAAGCUGCACCGCAAAACAGGACACCCUUCAAAUACUGCUUUAGCUGCGACCCUACGACACCGUGGGGCACAUCCUGAAGUUUUGGAGAUGGCAAAAAAGCUGUUUUGCGAUGAUUGUCAAGAGUUGCGUAUGGCACCGCUGCAUGACUCUGUUUCUUUGGAAAAGUCAGAGACACUGUGGGAAACCUUGGUGAUUGACAAUGCGGAGUUUCCAGCAGAUGGCAAGGUCAUGCAUUGCCUCAUGAUGAUUGAUGAAGCCUCUCGUUUGCUAUGUCCUCAUUUUCUGUUUGAGCAUUCUGACCAGGAGAAUCGAAACUGCACUGGCCAGGAAGCUGUUGAAGGAAUCCGUGAUUCUUGGAUUCGCCAUUAUGGUGCUCCAGCAUGCAUCCGGCUGGAUCCAGAAGGAGCCUUUCGUUCUGGAGAACUUCAACAAUGGUGCUCAGAGAGAAGCAUAGAGGUGCUUCCGUGCGUUGCGGAGUCUCAUGGUCAAAUAGGAAUCAUAGAGAGGGCAAUUCAAACUGUGAAAGCCACAGUGAGACAGCUGCUGCAGUCCUCAGAGUUUUCACCUUGGGAGGCAGUAGUACACGCAUGUCAAUCACACAAUGAGCUUGACAAGAUAGAAGGCUACACUCCUUAUCAAUGGGCUUUUGGAAGACAACCAACUCAUGCUGGACGUUUUCAUGACAAGAGUUUUGAUGACCCCUUCUGGACAUCAUCAGCAGUCCCGGGCAGCAGCAUGGCAACCAAUCUGAAGCUGAGGGUGCGAGCUCAGCAGACUUUCUUGCGACAACAAGCACAAGAACAAGUGAGUCGUGCUCUCAAUGCGAAGACUCGCAGAAAUCAGAUUUUUCUGCCUGGUGACAUGGUCUACUUCAAGAGAGUGAAACCGCCGGCUCAGCCAGCUGCAGCCACGCGGAUGGGUCACAAGCUAUGGCGAUGGUAUGGUCCAGGUCGAGUCUUGGCUUCGGAAACCAGAAGUGAUGCCUAUGGAUGUGAGCGUAGGCCCACGCAUGUGAUCUGGAUAGUGACGCAUGGAAGAUUGAAACGCUGUUCACCAGACCAGCUGCGUCAUGCUUCAGAACGAGAACGGAUGAUAGCAGAGAACUCACAAUCUCCUAGCACUACAUGGACUUUCCACAGCAUGGCUCAAACUUUGGUGAAGGGUGAGUUUGAAAUCUUGGAUCAAAAUGUUUUUCCUGGUGAUGGUGAGCGAAUGGCAGCGCCAAGAACUCCACGAGCACGAUCUCUCAGCCGUCCUCGUGGAGAUGUUGCUCAGCCUGCGUCAGUUAGGAGUAGGUCUGUUCCAAGAAGCCAAGAGCUAACAAAGACCUCACAAAAAUUUGUUGAGACCGGGGCCAGCGGUGAAGAGGCACACCAGAAAGCUGACCCCGGAAAUAUGACCCUUCAAGAACUUUUGGACCAGGAUGACAGCGGUGGAAGGGCACACCAAAAAGCUGCAUCCAAGAAAACAAACAAAAGCCAAUUAGAAGGGCAACAAGACGGGAGAGACCACAAACUGGCUAAGGUAACACCAGGAGUUAGUAGUAGGUCUAGGGCCCGUAGUUCAGAUCCUAGCAGCGUCCCCACAAGUGGUGUACGCUUAGAAAGUCUUGAUGGCAUCGAUCUGGAACGCUAUCUGCGUGAUCCUGCGUAUGAGCCAACUCCAAGUGCCGUGGUGAAAGAGCGCCCAACUUCUGAUCUUUUUCAACAACCUUUGUUCAAGAAGCAACGCAAAGAGCAUUUUGGAGAUGAUGAUCCUUUUGCUGGCUAUGUUGCACAGAACAAAGUUGAGUGGCAUCCUAAGAUGGUGUGUACUUUGGAAUUGCCUCUGCCUGAGACCUCUAGGGAGUGGAAGCGUCUGAAACGUGAGCCUCAAUCCUUCUUCGUGAAGAAAGUUCGAAGUGCAGAAGUGAAAUGGCAUCUUCUCUCUCCAGAAAAGAAGGAGGCAUUUCAGGCGGCAAAGCAGGCAGAGGUGGACCAAUGGAUUCAAGCAGAAGCUGUCAAGAGGGCAGUGGGACCAAUUCCAAAAGGGCGAACUCUGAAAACACGGUGGGUGCUCACCUACAAGGAGAGCGGCGCACCAAAAGCUCGAAUAGUGCUGAUUGGAUACCAGGACCCAGACCUGGAGUCGCUCCAGUCUAGUGCACCGACCAUGUCUCGGAGGACAAGACAGGUGGCCCUCCAGUAUUCUUCAGUGAGACAAUGGCGCCUUCUCAAGGCCGACGUCAAAGCCGCCUUCCUACAGGGCGAAGCCACUGAAAAGGACCGACUGGUCUAUGCUUUGCCAGUACCCGAACUGGCAGCUGCGCUUGGUGUGAGCCCCAAUGAAGCCGUUCAGGUUCUCAAGGCAUGCUAUGGUCUGGUGACAGCACCAGCCCGAUGGUUUCAAUGCAUUUCCAAGACCCUGAAAGAACUUGGCUUCCACCAGUGCAAGAGCGACCCAUGUCUAUGGAUUUUUCUUUGCGCGGAUGAACGAGGUGAGAUGCAGACCCAGGGUUACAUAUGUUCUCAUGUGGAUGAUUUCAUCAUUUCUGGCAAUAAGCAGUGCGAAGAAUGGUGCAAAGCCUUGGAAGAUUUUCAUGGGCGCUUUAGAUGGAGCCCGUGGGAAGCCCAGUCAUUUCUCCAUUGCGGCAUUCGUCUACGGGAAGAGCUGGAUUUUAGUUUCUCCUUGGACCAUUCCACCUUUUGUGAGAACAUUGAGCAGAUCACCUAUGAGAAGCGUGCCGACCACGAGCGCGUCACCGAUGAUGAACUGACUCAGCUUCGGGGAGUGCUAGGUGCGUUGCAAUGGCGCUCACACCAGACAGCACCUCACUUAGCUUCCAGGCUUGGUCAGUUGCAAAGUGAAAUAUCAAAAGCGACGGUUGGUACCCUGAAAGCUGCUAACAGAUUGGUAAGGGAAUGUUUUCAAACCAGACACUUGUCCACUAGAAUCAACCAAUUGGAUGUUUUAGAUCCAAAGGAUGUGUGUUUUGUAGCAUGGUCGGACGCAGCAUUGGCCAAUCGCGUCGACUUUGGCUCUACUGGUGGAUUUCUGGUUGCUGCAGCAAACCCUUGCAUCUUGCGUGGCGAACCUUCUCCUCUUUCUUUGAUCUCAUGGCGCUCUGGCAAGCUGGGUCGAAAAUCACGAUCGUCUUUGUCUGCAGAGGCGCAAGCGCUCUCUGAAGCAGAUCAAGAGCUGAUGUUCGUAAGGCUGGCUUGGAGUGAGUUGUGUGGCAUUGCCGUUGACUUGAGAAAGGCUGAUGAAAGCAUCAGCAAAAUUUCCGGAACAGUAGUCAUAGAUGCAAAAUCUCUUUUUGACGUCCUAGAGAAGCGAGAACUUAAUUCGGCAGCAGUUGGUUUGAAAGAUAAAUACAGUGCUCUGGAAGUGUUAUGUUUGCUGGAGUCAAUAGAGCGACUGAAGACCGGCGUGAGAUGGGUGCAUUCGGACGCCCAAUUGGCUGAUGCCAUGACCAAACCAUUGCCGCCGGGAAUUUUACAUAAGGUCCUCCAUGACGGAAAGUGGACUUUGUGUUACGAUCCCAAUUUCACGAGUGCCAAGAAAUUGAAGGCGAGCCAACCGUGUGAUGCUACGUGGCUGAUCCUUUGCUGCAAAAUCAGUGCUGCAGCGUUGGUGCCUUGGGGACACCGUGGACGUGAAGGACUUGCAGUUGUCCUUGUUUUUACUUGA
Cladocopium goreaui is the source of this 7617-nucleotide messenger RNA. NCBI's taxonomy places the organism in Eukaryota, Dinophyceae, Suessiales, Symbiodiniaceae. The record is from the annotation of a GenBank genome assembly.